This is a messenger RNA of Populus nigra (black poplar), 345 nucleotides long. Its product is annotated as probable 6-phosphogluconolactonase 4, chloroplastic. The coding region runs from base 1 to 345 and encodes 114 amino acids. NCBI's taxonomy places the organism in Eukaryota, Viridiplantae, Streptophyta, Magnoliopsida, Malpighiales, Salicaceae. The transcript is spliced from 3 exons. The record is from RefSeq and is a predicted model, not a curated record. Gene Ontology annotation, biological process: carbohydrate metabolic process.
AUGGGAGAGCUGGAAAUUUAUCUGGUACCAAUCCUCCCAGAUAAAUCUUCAUUGAGUGGACUCCCAAAGUUUGAUCGGAUGCUUAUGGGCACGGGUCCGGAUGGGCAUGUAGCUUCUCUUUUCCCUAGACAUCCACUGAUCCUCAAGGAAAAUCAGGAAUGGGUUACACCAGUCUCUCCAAAACCACCUCCAGAGAGAAUCACCUUCACUUUCCCUGUGAUCAAUUCUUCUGAACAUAUUGCACUUGUGUGUGGCGCUGGUAAAGCUGGGGUGGUGGAAUCAGCAGUGGGAAAUAGUCAGAAUUCUGAUGCAAAUGAUUCAAAGCUGCAGGAUUGCAUGUGUUAG